AUGGCGGACGCAUCAUGUAGCGGUGGAACCCCUUUCAAGCGGCUUAUUGACCAUCAGGCUCGCGAUGUUAGCCAUCACCAGGACCGACUUGUCGACCGCGCUGGUCCCCAAGGCCAUGCUUCCUUCAGAUCUACACCACAGCAAAUGCAAGGUGCAGAUGGUUUCGGCGCGUUCAUGAAUGGUUCCUCAACUCUACCAGGAGUCCCUCAACAUCAUGCAGCAGGAAGAUUAGCUGCCCACGCUGCCGUCCUGGAGCAAGGACACUCGCCUGCAUUUCGCGCUGCUCAACCACAACAUUUCCAACCAGGGCAUCACUCUCCCUCAGUUGAUGUAAGCAACUGGGCGGCUGACUUCAACCGCUUCUCAAACCAGCCACAGCAACGACAGCCUCUCCAAAAUGGCUUUCCGCAGGCUACCCCUCAAAUGCACCAGCCAGCUCCCCAGAUGAACUUCCAAGCCGCCUUUGUGCAACCCAACACUGCCUUCGCGCCUAUGUAUGGUCAAGUCAAUGGCCAAGCCAACGGUGUUUUCAUGAACGGCAACCCAGCAGCAACACAGGAGGCAGGUUUCGACGACGAAAUGUCAAAGUGGAUGGCAACCAACGGUGGAGGUGGAAUGGAAGAGGUAGACGCCAUGAUGGACCAAAUGGCUCGUGAACUGGAACUCAACGACGCAGCAAUAGCCCAGGCUGAGGCCCAACGAGUCUCAGAGCAAGAAACGGUUGAUGAGCCGACAUUGGAGGCGAAUCCAACCAAGCUUGCGACUCCAGAUAUUGCCAGUCUUUCUCUCGAAACAGAAGAACCUGUAGUAACGGAACCUAUCGAGGCCGCAAAAUCAAGAUCAGAAGUUGCCGAUGCAGCUGAGCGUCUCCUCGAAUCAGUCGAACACGAGGAUGGCGAAAAGUGGAAGAACUCCGUGUUUCUUUCUCUCAUGCGAGACUUCCGAGAUGGACGAAAGGAUAUUGUCGACAAUGAGAUUCGCGAAACACCGGACAAUGACGCAAACGCUUUAGGGGAGACUCAGUGA
Molecule: messenger RNA, 1026 nt
Organism: Fusarium sp. VM40
Lineage: Eukaryota; Fungi; Ascomycota; Sordariomycetes; Hypocreales; Nectriaceae
Source: the annotation of a GenBank genome assembly